This is a messenger RNA of Ricinus communis (castor bean), 1872 nucleotides long. Its product is annotated as agamous-like MADS-box protein AGL18. Gene Ontology annotation, biological process: positive regulation of transcription by RNA polymerase II. The record is from RefSeq and is a predicted model, not a curated record. Bases 768 to 1568 code for a protein of 266 amino acids. Gene Ontology annotation, cellular component: nucleus. Lineage: Eukaryota; Viridiplantae; Streptophyta; Magnoliopsida; Malpighiales; Euphorbiaceae. Gene Ontology annotation, molecular function: DNA-binding transcription factor activity, RNA polymerase II-specific; RNA polymerase II cis-regulatory region sequence-specific DNA binding; protein dimerization activity. The transcript is spliced from 8 exons.
CUUCCCUAUCUAUACCACUUUCUUUGCUAUUUUACCUCAAAUUUGGCAAUGACAAGUUUGGCAUCACCCUUCCUCUUCUUUUGAUUUUCUUUUUUCUUUUCUUUAUUACUUUUAUAUUCUCAUUUCUUUUAUCAUUAUUAGCUUAAUAUUACAGCUUAAUUUCUUUGUAAAUCUCAUUAAUAUUGGUCGAUAUAUGGUGAAUAAGAGAUUUGAACUCGAAAUUUUUUAAGUUUUUAUAAAUAAAAAUAAUAAUGGUAUCAAUUUCUUCCUAUUAGUUUUUUUAGGUUAGUGUUUGAGGAAAUAUAAAGAUAUUAUUUUAUAUAUUAACAACUUUUCAUUUGACUAUUUGCUAUUGAAUAUUGCACUCACAUACAAAUAUGCGUCCACCUUUUUUUAAAAAUUUUUUUUUUUGCUUUUUAGUUACAAAUCUUUUCAUGUUAAUUAAUUAAGUAACAUGAAACGAUGCCUAAGAAAAAGUACCAAAAGAGGCAAAAUAGCCACUCCCCCAAGCAAGCAAUUAAACCUACCUAUUAUGGAUAAUUCCUAGAUUUAGUAUCCUAUCUGUCACCUUUCCUAAUUCUAAUCACACUUUCCUUCAUUAGAACCUACAGAAUCCUUAUCAAUUCAAUACACACAUACUUACAUAUACAUGUGCUCACUUCUUUUCCUUUCUUCUUCUUCUUCUGCAAAUGAACAUCUGAACUAUUUCGUUUUGUCUUUUUUCGUUCAAUCUCAUAGUAAUACCAAAUACAAUAAAGAUAGGGUUGAUGCCACAAGAGAGGAGAAAGAUGGGUAGAGGGAAAAUAGAGAUAAAGAAGAUUGAAAAUUUGAAUAGCAGGCAGGUUACAUUCUCAAAACGCCGUAAUGGGUUGCUGAAAAAAGCUAAGGAAUUAUCAGUUCUUUGUGAUGCAGAAGUUGCUGUCAUUGUUUUCUCUGGCACAGGAAAGCUCUAUGAAUUCUCCAGCACUAGCAUGGAACACACUCUCUCAAGAUAUUAUAAAGGUCUGGAUUCUGAAGGUCCUGAGCAUCCUCCUGGUAACCAUGGAACAGAGCAUUCACAAUCAGCAGACAUGAGGUCACUGAAAGAUGAAGUCUCAAAACUACGGUUGAUAUGCUUGCAGAUGAUGGGUCAGCAGCUUGAUGGCUUGAGCUUCAAAGACCUUCAGAAUUUAGAACAUCAACUAAGUGAUGGAAUACUUUCUGUUAAGGAUAAAAAGGAACAAGUCCUUUUGGAGCAACUUAAAAAGUCCAGAUUGCAGGAAGGGAAGGCAAGUCAAGAGAAUGAAGCACUGCCAAAACAGGUUGAGGAGCUUCGACGAAGCUCACUAUCCAAAUCUCCAUUCCUGGAAUUUAAUCCUUCAGAUAGGAAGUUUUCCCUUUCAAGCUGUAAAGAUGAUUGUUAUCCACAGCCGGAGCAAGUUCAUGAUGAUGACGAGGACCCCGAGGAUGGUGUUUCAGACACUUUGCAGCUAGGGCUGUCAUGUGAUGUUUAUGGCAAGAGGAAAGCACCAAAGAUUGAAGAAACCUGCAAUGAUUCUGGUAGUCAAGUGGCUUCGGAGUUAUUAUAGGAUUCCAUCCUCACGACAAUCAGACAGAAGCUUUUUGUAGUUCAGUUUAUCCGAUCCUUAGAAGAUUAAGCGACAAAUUUUAGAAAUUAAAGAGAGAAAGCAAAAAAAAAAAAAAAGGGUUUUUAAACUUUAGACAUAGAUUCUCUUAUUUCUAUCAGGUUUCAUGUAAGAGUUUCAUCAAAUAAAGGCCAUGUACAAUAUCUUUCCAACUGAAUACUUGAGAAUUAAAUGAAAAAUGGCAUUGUGCUAAUUAAGUAAUUCAUUAAAAUUAGCUAUCAAUCUCAAACUCAAAUGCCAUUUUGCU